CCGUAGCACAAAGUCUGCACAUUAUGUUGUUAUUGUUUGUAGUUUAACAUCAGCGCGUCUCAUUACCGGAGUUUAAAUGACGAGCCCUUUGCCCUUAGAGGACCGGUGUUAUGUGGGUGUGGAUGUGGGCAGCAGUAGUGUUCGAGCCGCAUUGGUUUCUCAUGACGGACACGUUACAGCCACAGCGGAGGAGCCCAUACACAUCUGGCAGCCUCAUACAGAUCAUUACGAACAAUCCUCAGACGACAUCUGGAGGAAAUGCUGCAGCACCGUGAAGAAAGUGACCGAAGGCAUUGUGAAGUCACGUGUGAGAGGGAUAGGAUUUGAUGCCACAUGCUCAUUGGUGGUUCUGGACCAGAACUUUCAGCCCGUAGCUGUUAAUGAAGACGGUGUCACAGAGAGGAACGUUAUCAUGUGGAUGGACCACAGAGCCAUGGAACAAGCAUCUCGCAUCACAGCCAUGGCUCAUCGAGUCCUGAGCACUGUGGGAGGUGUGAUGUCUCCUGAAAUGCAGCCUCCAAAGUUACUGUGGCUGAAAGAGAAUCUGAGGCAAAGCUGCUGGAAGGAAGCUGCACACUUCUUCGACCUGCCAGACUUUUUAUCCUGGAAGGCAACAGGUUCGUUAGCAAGAUCACUCUGCACACUGGUGUGUAAGUGGACUUAUUCGCCGCUAGACGGUUGGGACGACAGUUUUUUGGCCACCGUCGGUCUCGGGGACUUGACUGAGAAUAAUCAUUCAAAAAUCGGACAGUGGACGUGUCGUCCCGGCAGCCCGCUCGAAAGAGGACUGACUCCGGGGGCAGCAGCGGAUUUAGGUCUGGAGGCGGGAACAGCUGUGGGAGGGUCUCUGAUCGACGCCCAUGCAGGAGGAUUGGGCGUUAUCGGAGCGGAUGUGAGCGGCCAUCACCUGCCGUGUGGAAGUCAGCCAAUCACGUCGCGCCUUGCUCUGAUCUGUGGAACCUCUUCUUGUCACAUGGCUGUGAGCCAGACACCUCUGUUUGUUCCAGGUGUGUGGGGUCCGUAUCUGUCCGCCAUGGUUCCAGACCUGUGGCUUAACGAAGGCGGUCAGAGCGCUACAGGAAAACUGAUCGAUCACGUGGUGACAGGACACGCCGCUUUCUCUCAGUUAAAGGAGCGGGCAGAGAAAAGUGGUGUGAACAUUUACUCAUUCCUGAAUGGAUAUCUCGAAGAAAUGGCCGAAGACCUGAAGAACCCCGACGAACUGACCGCCGGCCUGCACGUGUGGCCCGAUUUCCAUGGCAACCGAUCGCCUCUUGCUGACCAGAGCCUGAAAGGCAUGGUUGUUGGUCUGUCUUUGUCUCAGACGCUGGGAGACUUGGCUCGUCUCUACCUCGCUACUGUACAAGCUACUGCUCUCGGCACCAGACACAUCCUGGAAGCAUUAAGGGAAGCAGGACAUGACAUCACCACCUUGUUCCUGUGUGGAGGACUCAGUAAGAACCCUCUGUUUGUGCAGAUGCACGCCAAUGUGACGGGUUUACCGAUUGUCCUGCCUGCAGAGAGAGAGGCCGUGUUGGUUGGAGCUGCUAUUCUGGGUGCCUGCGCCUCACAGGACUACAACACCAUUCAGGAAGCCAUGGAGAAAAUGGGCAAAGUCGGACAAGUGGUUCGACCUAACCUCGAGCUCGAGAGCUUUUACAGGAAGAAGUACGCCGUCUUCCUGCGUCUCUUUGCCCAUCAAAGAGAGUAUGCGGCGCUGAUGAGUGACUGUCCUUCUCAUGCUGUCUCUGCUGUAAGGAAGUGAAAGUCUGUCUGAAAGCACAGCUACGGUUUCAUCUGUGGGCAUUGGCUCUGUGGCCUUGCUGCUUCUCACGAUGUUUCAAAAAAAAAACCACCAAACCCUGACAGCGGAUGAAUCAAGACCUCUGAUAAUAGAUGUAAGAUUAAAUAAUUGGGUGAAAUCAUCCCUGCUACCUCACCGCCGUCAGCAUGGUGAAUGCUGACGGACGCAAAGACGUGUGUGUGUGCAUGCGCGGGUUUAAACCCGACAGGCUCAAAGCCACAAAGCCAGCCAGUGUUCUGUAAAUCUUUUCAAGCUCACACGAAUCCGCCAACAGCUGAGCGAGGGAUUUUCUUCAAACACUAUAUCCUGCACAUCUUCACUCGCAUCCCAACGCAGCGCUGAUCUGCACUCACAUCCCCUCAGGAGCUGAUUUUCAUCUUCUCUACACUGAAGAUCACAAGUUCUCGUUCACGCAGCUCGAGCCAUGCACUAGUUCAGAUUUAAGUAAUCAUUAAGAUCUCUACUAAUCUCACUGAAUUGAAAUGAGAGAAUCAACAGUUUCAAAUUAUUAAAAUUUCUAAAAAAAAAAAAAAAAAGAAAAACGUCUAUCUCCAUCUUUCUGUCCACACCAGCUCAUUAAGGGUGCAGGGUUAAAGGCCACUUGUUCAGGCAUGUUACAGGAAGUAACAGCUUUAAUUGUAUGUAUGCAUGUGUGUGUGUGUGUGUGUGUGCGUGUUGUUUCCUGUGCUGGUGGUUUUUCUUACAGAAAACUCAUCCACGUUACAGGGUAGAGGUGCAGGGUCACACCAGAGGUGCCACCAGCCAUGAAAGGGUUUUCACAUAAGACAUAAACUGAUGCUUUAAAAU
This is a messenger RNA of Tachysurus vachellii, 2611 nucleotides long. It is a transcript of the gene fggy, whose product is annotated as FGGY carbohydrate kinase domain containing. Gene Ontology annotation, biological process: carbohydrate metabolic process. The transcript has 16 exons. The record is from RefSeq and is a predicted model, not a curated record. Bases 77 to 1765 code for a protein of 562 amino acids. NCBI's taxonomy places the organism in Eukaryota, Metazoa, Chordata, Actinopteri, Siluriformes, Bagridae. Gene Ontology annotation, molecular function: kinase activity; phosphotransferase activity, alcohol group as acceptor.